Molecule: messenger RNA, 4099 nt
Organism: Chrysemys picta bellii (western painted turtle)
Lineage: Eukaryota; Metazoa; Chordata; Testudines; Emydidae
Source: RefSeq, a predicted model, not a curated record
UUGGCACUGAAGACCAACCUUCUUCACUGUGUGAGGAGAGGGGAGGGGAUUAUUUCUGGUGGUUUGGAAGCUUUUGAAAUAUACAUAUUUUAAUUGUCAUCAUGGGAGGGCUUUUUUGGCAAACUACUGAUAGAGUUGCUUUUAAAAGGGGUUCAGUCUUUCCUGAGCCACUUUGGAGGGUCUAAAGUUUUGAGCUGAUAAACAUCUUCCCUUUAUGUGAAUUAAAGCUUGGAACGUUCAUUCAUAAUAUGAAGAUGCUGCUGACUUUGUUCUUCUUCCUUAUUGGGAGUCAAACUUCAGUAACUCAGACACCUGCCCCUACAUCUGCAGAUAUUGUCCUUUUGGUUGACAGCUCUAAUAGCCUGGGAAACAAGGCAUUCCCCUCUAUGAAGUCUUUUAUUAGCAAAAUGAUCAGUCAUUUAACAGCGACUCCUAACCAAUACCGUAUCGCGCUUGCCCAGUACAGUGAUGAUUUGCACGUUGAAUUUCUGCUGGACACCUAUAAAGCAAAGAACUCAAUGCUGAAUUAUGUAAAAAAAAAUGUUGUAUUCAAGGGUGGUUCAGUAAAAACUGGCAAUGCCCUUCGAGAAGUUCACAAGACCUUUUUCAAAGGACCAGCUAGUGGAAGAGACAAAGAACGAAUUCUGGUAGUCUUGACUUCAGGGGCAUCAGAGGAUGCUGUAGAAGAGCCUGCCAAGAUCUUGAAAAGUGACGGGGUAAAAAUCAUAGCCAUGGGGAUUCAGGAUGUUUCUCCUCAAGAAUUGCAGUCAAUGGCUACAUCUCAAUUUUCUUAUAAGUUUCGCACAGUGAGGGAUCUCAGUAUGUCUUCUCAAAACCUGACCAAGAUCAUUGAGGACAUUAUUCAAACAGAUAUAAUUGCAAGUGCUUCUGAGAGAGAAGUUUGUAAGAGUGAUUCCGUUGCUGAUGUUGUGUUCAUAGUAGAUGAGGGUGUUUCAAAACCAAAUGCUGAAGAUAUUAAAAAGUUCCUGCAAGAUACAGUUUCCUUUCUUGAUGUGAGGAAGAAUUGUAUAAAGGUUGGCCUAGUGACAUACAGCAGUGAGUCACAUGUGUUAUCUUUAUUGAGCGAAGAAACAAACAAAACUGCUAUUCUGCAGAAAGUACAGGGCUUUUCUCCAAGGGAAGGGAAGGCCAACACCGGUGCUGCCAUUAAGGCUACAAGGCAAAGAGUCUUCUCUGGAAGCAGAAAGGCCCAAGGGAUAGAGCAAAUAGCCAUUCUGAUCACCCACCGACCCUCUGAAGACAACGUAAGUGAGGCAGCUCAUGAUCUUCGGAGAGCUGGUGUGACUGUAUUCACCAUAGGCAUUGAAAAUGCUGAUUACACCCAGUUAACCCAGAUAGCAUCAUAUCCUCAACAGCAAUAUGUUACUAAGCUGACGGCAUUUUCUGACCUGCCAAAAGAAGCCAAAACUUUACAAAAGAAACUCUUGAAUCAAAUUCAGGACAAGCUGUAUGUCCAGUCUGAAAGAAGAGAACUACUUAAAGCAGGAUCUGUGGACACAGAGGAAGCUGAUAUUUAUGUCCUCAUUGAUGGCUCAACAAGCAUUUAUCCUGUUGCCUUCGGAGACAUCAAAAAUUUUUUGAAGGAAGUGAUUAAGAUGUUUAACAUAGGGCCAAAUAAAGUUCGCUUUGGAGCUGUGCAGUUCUCACAUGACAAAAGACUGGAGUUUGAACUUGAUGAAUACAGCAAAACAAAUGAUUUAGAGACGGCCAUUGACAACAUUAGGCAAAUAUAUGGGGAUACCCAUAUUGGAGAAGCAUUGACUUUCAUGCAGCCACUGUUUAAAAGGGCAAGGGAGCAGAGAGCUGGCAGGGUGCCUUGUUACCUCAUUGUCCUAACAGAUGGGGAGUCACAUGACAGUGUGAAGGAGCCUGCUGAGAGACUGAGGAAUGAGAAGGUUAAUAUUUAUGCCAUUGGUGUAAAAGAUGCAAAUGAAGCACAGCUCCAUGAGAUUGCAGGGUCAAAGAGCAGGACUUUCUUUGUGCAAGAGUUUGACUCCUUGAAAAACAUAAAAAAUGAAAUUGUUCAAGUGAUCCGUUCUGGAGAAGCCUGCAAAGAAAUGACAGCUGACAUCAUGUUUCUAGUGGACAGUUCUGGAAGCAUAGGACCAGAGAACUUUUUGAAAAUGAAAAACUUUAUGAGAGAACUGGUGAACAAAUCUGACAUCAGCACAGACCGAGUGCAGGUUGGGGUCAUCCAGUUCAGUGGCCAACCACGGGAAGAGUUCCAGCUUGACCGAUACUCUUCAAAAACUGACAUUUUCAGUGCUAUUGAUAAGAUGCGCCUUAUGGGGGACAAUGCACUAACAGGAAGCGCAUUGACAUUUGUGUCUGAUUAUUUCAAGCCUCCCAAAGGUGCACGUCCGGCUGUCAAAAAGUUUCUUAUCCUGAUUACAGAUGGGGAAGCGCAGGAUGAAGUAAAAAGUCCAGCAACAGCCUUACGUGAUCAAGGUGUUAUUAUCUACUCUGUUGGGGUGUUUAAUGCAAAUAAACCUCAGCUGGAAGAGAUUAGUGGGAAGCCUGAGCUGGUUUUUUACGUCGAGGAGUUUGAUAUUCUGAAGCACAUAGAAGAUGAGAUCAUCUUUGGAAUAUGCAGGCCUCAUGAGGAAAAAUGCAAAAGGAUAGAAAGAUUAGAUGUUGUGUUUGUGAUAGAUGGAUCUGGGAGCAUAAGUCCCUUACAGUACCAGGCCAUGCAAGACUUCAUGAUUGAUUUGGUGAAAAAAUCUGAUGUUGCUCCAGAUAGAGUUCAGUUUGGAGCUGUAAAAUAUUCUGAUGAACCGGAAACGUUUUUCUACCUUAAUACGUUCACAACAAAAUCCGAGAUUGUUGAGGCUAUCCAGAAUGAUAGAACUAUAGGAGGUUCAACGUUCACAGCCAAGGCAGUUGGCUAUUCGGAAGCUCUGUUUGCUCAGGAGCAUGGCGGCCGCAAAAGCAAGGGAGUUCCACAGAUUCUUAUAGUGAUAACAGACGGUGAGUCCCGUGAUGCAGCAGAGCUCAAUGACACAGCCAAGAGAUUAAGAGACAAUGGAAUUAUUAUCUAUGCUGUUGGGAUAAAAGGAGCAAAACCGGAUGAGCUUUUGGCCAUGGCUGGAUCAGAAGACAAAUAUUACUAUGUGGAUACAUUUGAAGGACUCAAAAACACAUCUGUAGCAAUAUCAGAAAAAAUGUGGUGAUUCAAAACCAGAUGAGCAUUCGAAUUAAAAUUCAUGGCACUCCUGUAGACACCGUGGUGAUUACAGUGCUGCGAUUGGCCUCUGUCCCACAAUGCCUGUUCUCAUCUCUCUGGUUAUCAGUUUGAACUCUACUGCCCUGCCCUCAGGUGACCAACCUUCAGCCCCACCCCCGACAUUCCUUUGCAAAUUUGAAAGUCCCCUUCCUGUUUGCUCGGUGACGUGUGCAGUGUUCUCAGCGCAUCUUUCCAGGUGGACAUUCCUGCUCCACGUACCAGGUGAUCCCCUCACUUGGAGCAAUGCCGAGCUGCUGGACCUCAUCGGCAUUUGGGGAGAGGAGGUUGUCCAGUCCCAGCUGCGUUCCAGCCAUAGGAAUUAUGAUACCUACGUACAGAUUUCAUGAUGCAUGACAGAUAGGGGCCAUGACUGGGAUACAUUGCAGAGUAGGGUAAACAUGAAGGAGCUGCGGAACGCCUACCACAAAGCACGGAAGGCAAACUGCUGCUCCGGUGCUGAGCCCACGAGCUACCAGUUCUACAAAGAGCUGGACACGAUAUUCGGUGGCGACCCCACCUCUACUCCGGAGACCCCUGUGGAUACUUUGUUGGCUCGCGUGACAGUCGAGAGUGGACUGAGUCAGGACACCUGAAAAUUUGGGACACCUUGGGUCUUUGUGUCCAUCCCUCUGUCUCUUCCUAUCCCUGUUCUGACCCUUCUUGCAGGCUCCCACAGCUGGCUGCUCCAGCUUGAUGAGUCUUCCUCCUGAGGGGAUCUAGUAAUUUAAAAGUGAGAGUCUUCCAGCCUGCCAGACCUAUUAGCACAACAUUGAAACUGUUAAAGAGCCAUUAAAGUGGUAAUGAAGCCAUUUAACAGGCAUUUGCCACCCCCCAGGUAUAUACUGUCAGUUUCUG